Molecule: messenger RNA, 1176 nt
Organism: Talaromyces atroroseus
Lineage: Eukaryota; Fungi; Ascomycota; Eurotiomycetes; Eurotiales; Trichocomaceae
Exons: 6
Coding region: 1-1176 (391 amino acids)
Molecular function (GO): oxidoreductase activity
Source: RefSeq, a predicted model, not a curated record
AUGGCUGCAUCGUCUUCCACAACGGGAAACCUCCUGCCCUUCCAGCCCUUUUCUCUUCCAGCAUCCAACCAGCGAACCCUGGGCGAGCCACACGCUCCGGGAACAGUGAUCCCUUUGGCUCUGCAACUUUCGCCCGAACGCGCUGCUGGGCAUGAUGCCACGUCUUCACUCGAUGCUGUAGUAACAACAAUCAAACAACUCGCAGACCGAGGGGACCUAGACGCCGCCCUCCGCCGCCAUGGAACUCUGCUUUUCCGCGGCCUUCCUAUUCAGAAAGCCGAUGACUUUAGCAGGUUUGCGCAUGCUUUUGGAUACAAGCCUCAUGAGAUUAUUGGCAUUGUGGUCGACCGCCCUCUUCUGGCCAAGAACGUGGCUCCGGCGAACGAGUCUGCAUUGACGACUACGAUUGGAAGUCAUAAUGAGUCGCCUCAGGUUCCGCAUGCCCCGGCGUACAUCUUCUUCUACGCUCACAGAGUGCCCGAGAAAGGAGGCGAAACCCCGAUCGGAUCUUCCCUGGAAAUUUUCAACAAGGUCAACCAGGAGGUUCCGGAAUUCAUCCAAGAACUUGCCGAGAAGGGCGUUAAACAAACGACAAUCUACAAACCCAACGCUCAGUACAAAGGCGGCAGCACUCUGAAACAAGCCUUUGGCAAACUGAUCAAUGAUGAAGAUAGCGAUGAAGUGAAAAGGCAAAAAAUCGAAGACCAGAUCCGCCGCUACAAUCGGCCUGCAGAGUACACAAGCUGGCAAUGGAACGAAGACGGCGGUAUAACCCUCGAGCACAUUCUGCCCGCCAUCAGAACCCAGCCUGGAACCGGCAUACCGGGGUUUUUCACUUCACUUGCCGCCCAAUACGCGCAGAAGAAGCGAACUCCCGAUGCCGAACGACUCAGAACGGUCAGAGAUACGACCUAUGGAGACGGGUCUGCCAUCCCGGAACGGUACCUGGAUGUCCUGCUUCGAGUCACCGAGGAGACGCGCGUACUACACAAGUGGCAGCGGGGAGAUGUUUUGGUGUAUGAUAAUAGGAUUGCCCAGCACGGACGAGAGCCCUGGGAGGGGAAGCAGGAGGAUCGACAGGUUUUUGCAUCACUAUGGGACGGCGAGCUUCCGGGUGCAUAUGGAACAGCAGCAUUCGCACAGGUGGUGCCUGCACUCCCGGAUAUACAGGUGUAA